AUAUAAAAAUGAUGGUACAUACAACCAAGUGAAAAAUAUUUCUGGACGUGGACAUCUGAUAGUCUGAUGGGCUUUUCGGGGCAAAUUAAAGAAUGGGCCAGAAAUAUGAAAGGCCCACGUAAAUCCCGAAUAUAACCUAAAAAGCACACUCUUUAUUAACAGCCAGAAAUUAGGGUUUCUCUUAGUCAUCUUCAGCAGUCAGUGAGCAUCCAAAGGAGAAAGAGUGAGAAUCUGCCACCAUGGGUCGUAUGCACAGUAGAGGAAAGGGUAUUUCAGCUUCUGCGUUGCCUUACAAGAGACCGCCUCCGAGCUGGCUCAAGACUACCUCUCAGGAUGUUGAUGAAUCAAUCUGCAAAUUUGCCAAAAAGGGGUUGACCCCUUCACAGAUUGGUGUGAUUCUCCGUGACUCUCACGGUAUCCCUCAGGUCAAGAGUGUUACAGGAAGCAAGAUCCUGAGGAUACUCAAAGCCCAUGGCCUUGCUCCUGAGAUCCCUGAGGAUCUGUACCAUCUUAUUAAGAAGGCUGUUGCCAUCCGUAAACAUCUCGAGAGGAACAGGAAGGACAAGGAUUCCAAGUUCAGGCUCAUCUUGGUUGAGAGCAGGAUUCACCGCCUUGCUCGCUAUUACAAGAAGACCAAGAAGCUCCCUCCCGUCUGGAAGUACGAAUCCACUACCGCGAGCACCCUUGUGGCUUAAGCUGGAGUUGGUUCACCUUUUGGGAGGAGGAAGAUUCUACUAGUCUGUUGCUUCCUUUUUGUUUUGAUAAAAUCUGAACUUGAGUCUUCAUAUUUCACCAGGAUUUGAUGUGUUUGCCUUUUUCUUUGGAAUCUUUAAACUCCCUUCUUUAAGAGAAUCGUAUGAUCAUGAAUUUAAUCUUUAAACUCC
Messenger RNA from Arabidopsis lyrata subsp. lyrata, 884 nucleotides. Its product is annotated as 40S ribosomal protein S13-2. Gene Ontology annotation, molecular function: structural constituent of ribosome; small ribosomal subunit rRNA binding. Gene Ontology annotation, cellular component: ribosome; nucleolus; cytosolic small ribosomal subunit. Bases 240 to 695 code for a protein of 151 amino acids. NCBI's taxonomy places the organism in Eukaryota, Viridiplantae, Streptophyta, Magnoliopsida, Brassicales, Brassicaceae. Gene Ontology annotation, biological process: translation. The transcript has 5 exons. The record is from RefSeq and is a predicted model, not a curated record.